GGGGCGGCCGCGCGCGGGGCGGGGCGGCGGGGGGAAGCAGGAAGUGGGCGGCGCCCCGACGAGAGCGGAGCCGGUGGGUAGCGCCGGGCCGCAGCGUCUCGCCCCCUCCCCGCUGCCGGGCCGCAGCCGCCGCGGAGCCGCCAUGUCCAACAUGGAGAAACAUCUGUUUAACUUGAAGUUUGCAGCAAAAGAGCUUAGCAGAAACUCAAAAAAAUGUGACAAAGAAGAAAAGGCCGAAAAAGCUAAAAUUAAGAAGGCAAUCCAGAAGGGCAAUAUGGAAGUUGCACGAAUACAUGCAGAAAAUGCUAUCCGACAGAAGAACCAAGCGAUCAAUUUCUUGCGCAUGAGUGCCAGGGUAGAUGCUGUAGCAGCAAGAGUUCAGACUGCAGUGACAAUGGGCAAGGUAACAAAGUCAAUGGCGGGGGUAGUUAAAUCUAUGGAUGCCACACUGAAGAGCAUGAACUUGGAAAAGAUAUCUGCACUAAUGGAUAAAUUUGAGCAUCAGUUUGAAACACUAGAUGUUCAGACACAGCAGAUGGAAGACACAAUGAGCAGCACUACUACGCUAACAACGCCACAAAACCAAGUGGAUAUGCUUCUACAAGAAAUGGCAGAUGAAGCAGGUCUUGAUCUGAACAUGGAACUACCUCAAGGACAGACGGGUUCUGUUGGUACGAGUGUUGCCUCAGCAGAACAGGAUGAGCUGUCACAGAGACUGGCCCGCCUACGUGAUCAAGUUUAAGUUAAUCAAAGCUGCAGUUCUUUGUACAUGCUUUCAAAACACCGUUUGUGACUAACCCUACGCUACACUAGAAAGGUGUAUACAGUAUGGCUUAUGUGUUUAAAUACCUGUAAUAUAUGAUACUUCGCUCCUAGCUUGCUCUUCUUUCUAAACACAUCAGGUAAUUCAAAAAUAUCAGCUCUCAAAUAUCUUUUUCUGUACAUUUUGAAGCUGAUAUAUUUUUUGCAAGCUCUUUCAUAAAAUCAAGCAGCAAUGUUGGCACAUUCUAGCUGACAGAAAAGCAGUGUCACUGAUAUAUUUUAAAUUAUGAAGUGAAUUUUUUAAAUUAUGAAGACUGUUUAUGGUUGGAGGACUGAUGUAUUCAUUUCAGAUGUUUGCUAUACCUAAAUUCCUUACACAGCCAAACUCAUUGAACACACAGAGGUGAACAGUGUGGACUUCAUGAAAAUACACUUAUUAAAACAAAUAAGUGGACUUCAGUCUGUAGACUUUUUUUUUUUAUCAUUUUAAAGCUACAGUAAUACUGCUGAAAUUAAUGGUUCGUUUACCAAAAGCUGUUUUCAUAUAACUGGGAACUUGUAUGGUGUCAUCAUUUUAGUACAGGAGGAAUAAAAUAUAUUUUCCAACACUUUGUCAGUUCUGUUGAAUGCUAUCUCAUGGUUUAAUGCUGAGUGCUCUGGCUUCUCCAGUUUGCUUUCUUAUGGUUUAAUGCUGAGUGCUCCAGCUUCUCCAUUUUGCUUUUUUCUCAGUUUCUUGAGGUGCAGCCAAUUAUGCCACUCACCCCUUAUUUUUUUCUAUUCUGUGUUAGUCCCUGUCUUUGCUUUUCAUCUAGGCACUCUUUAUAUGCAAGGAAAAGCCUUAUCAUAGUAUUCUGCAUUUUAACAUUGUGUCAUAUAUGAAAAAUAUGAAAGUGCUCUUGCUGAAGUUCAGGUCUUCAUAGUCCUCCAUGGUGAGUCAAGGUCCCAGUUCUGAUUUUGCUAACCAGGACACUCCCUUGGAGUAGCUUUUCCUCCUCAGCCUCUCACGGGUGAUCUUUUCUUCAGUACAGUGUUGGAGAGAGUGAGGUGAGGAGUGGGUAAGUAGACUAGGCCUGCUCUGUCAGAGGGGCAGGCUGCGAGAUUGUUUCAAGAUAGGUAUUGGUUAUGUUGGAUUAGGAAUAGCUACUGUUUUGUAAGAUACAGUACUGCUCUCUGCAGAUAUGGUGGUGCGAUUUGCAAUACUGUGGUGAUGGAGAAGCUAAUUUGUUUUAGUUACUCCUUUAACCCCUCUGCGUUUCUGCAUGGUAAGAGGGAAUCUACUGACCUCUUUCAGUAGCUUCAAGCUCUUCCUGCAGUUGUGAAGCAAAGAAAUGGUUGUAGAAAUUUGAAGCUGAAACUGCUUGUGUUGUGAUAAAUAGUGGUGUAAAGAAUUUUUUUCCUGACUGCUUGGACUCAAUUUUUUGUUUUAUUGUGUUGUGGAUGAGGGAAGAAGGUAUGAAGCUUUAGAAUAGGAAUUAACUCUUAAUUCACUGGUGUUCAGGAUCACAUGGUCUUUCUAGUGUUGUGGAAAUGUUUGAGUAAAAAACUACUUAGCUUUUUUAAUCACGCAGGAUUUUUGAGUGAAAGUGUACAAAAAUGAGGAAACAUUUCAGAACAGUUUCAAGCUAUAUUUUGAAUGUGUUACUCAAAUCACUUUGAAGCUUUAGCAGGCUGUUAUCUAAUGAAGCAUCCAAAGGUACUGUAGAAAUAAGAAACAGAAAAUAAGACAGACAAAACAGCCUAAAAUGUUCUCAAGUCAUCUCUCUCACAUUUGCAGUCUAAAUUAAAUUGAUUUCUUAAAAUGUGGUCUUUUUCUCACACUUAAGGUUUAUUUUCAGUGCAGCUUUCUUUUAAACGUCUUUGAAUCUUCCAAUUUCUCCCACUUAGAGGAGGAAGAUUUUAUAAACCAUAUACUCUAGGUACAUUCUUUUAAUAUUACUGAUAAAAUGUCUUAAGAAGAAUACCAUAUACUACACCCUUUUUGUAGCUACUCUGAACAAUAUAACAAAAAAUAUAACGUUUUUUCUACACAGCCAAGUUACCCACAACGUUGCUAGCCGCUGUGUGUGUGCGUGUGCCUUUGCCUUGGUGAGUUUAUUUUUACUGUUGCUUCCUAUCUCACGAUAGGGCUACAUACCUGGCUAGUGACAAGAAAAUUAGUCGUGCGAUACAUCCACAUAAAAACUUACUUUGCACUUGCCUGUUCAUAGACCUGUGUCAGCAACUAUGGAGGUUUUCCGUGUUUGGUAUUGGACAGCUCUUCAGCUAGCUCUUGUCUGGCUUGUUUUAAUGUUAAAUAUUAUCAUGCUGCUUUCGAAUUGCCCCGGCCAUUCCAGAGCUGUUUGGCAGGGUAGAUAGACCGUAAACUUGCUUUUCUGUGUAUGUUGACUCUUGCCUUGAAACUUGGGGAUUUGGAGGCAUUUAAAAAUAGAUGGAGAUAAGACUGAUUAGAUAGUCACAAGAAAAACAUUAAAUAAGCUUCAUUAUCUUACUGGCUGUAUACAGCUUGUUUAAUAAUUUUGAUCUUCUGGAAGUCCUAGGCUUGCUAACACUGAUAGAAGAAUAUUUUUUCAGUAUCUCUUUUUAGAAGGAUUAAGAAAUAAAUGUAAAGGCUUGGUUAUCAUAAUUAGUUUAUUUUACCUCUGCAGAACUAUGAUUUAAAGAGAUAGGCAGGCUUAGCUGAUUUGAGGAAGAAAUGUGUUUUCAAAACAAAAUUAAAUCUUGCCUUGCUGAUUUCACUCUGAGCAUUGCUAUGUGUUUGAAUGGGGCCAGGAUUUUGUACUAUUCCAUUUUGUGUAUAGAGCUUCUGCCCUCUCCUGGGCAAAACUUAUUUCUUCUCUCUUUAGAAAUAUUUAUUUAUGAGAACUGACAUUCAGAAAGGGUUAGUAGUUAUGUCUUUAAUGCAUGUAGUUUUCUCUGGUCUUUUGGAAAUGUUUAAAACUGAAGUUGCUCUUAGAACAAAUUUGACUCUUGUAUCCUUUUUCUUUUCAUUUGUGUUUCCCUAGAAACAUUUGCUCUCUGUUUUCUGAACAGAUCUCGCUCUUCUUUGCUCUUACCUUGCUAGUGUUUCUUGCAAGUUGACUGUGUAUUUUUGUAGAAGUUAAUUUCAUGUUAAAUAGAUUGAAUGAGCUUUUAUGUAACUUUAAUACCAGAUAAUAUUUCAAUAUUUAUGAGCAGACACAUCUGAAAUGAAGCCUAGUUUGAAAUGCUGUGAGAUGUUUCUGCAUUCUUGGAAUUAAGUUUACAGCUGCUAGUGUAAUGGUAGCAUUCAUCUUUGGUCAUUUGAAUUCCAAAUUUGAAAGCCAUAAAAAGCUUCAGAUGAAAUGAGAAGGAAGGAAAGGAAGAAAGAGAAAUCUAACUUUCUCAACUGAAAUGGGAUAUAAUCAUCAUGUUACUUUUGUGGAGAUCCUCAGAGCCAAGAAAUACUGAAAUUUUGUUAAAUAUGAUCAGCAAUUCUGAAGCUGAUGACAUGUAUAGAGAAGAGAAACUCUUUUAGCUCAGGUAGAGUUCGUUUUGAAAACUGCAUUAUCUUUUAUGAAUCAAUUUGUAAAUGUAACUGGAAGACAAAUAAAAUUGUACAGCAGAAGCAUUUCAUGUGUGUUCCUAGGUUAUAUAGCUAUUUGCUGGUGGGUGUUAAAUGAACCAACAGGCAGACUUCAUAACAUCAUGAAUAGAUUCUUGUGAAAAAAUAAUGAGAAAAUUGAAUCUUUAGAGAGAAAACAAGGAGAAAGAAAAGUGGGUGUUAUCAAGAAAGAUUUGGGCCAAUAUUUUAGGAAGUAAUUAUGAUCAAGUAUAACAACAUAAAAUACAGUCUAGUUAUUUAAAAUUUUAUAAUGUAGUAAAAAUAUUUACUCUGGUGUGGACACAAAAGUAUGUCUUUUAUUUGAGAAGCUUUCUGUUGUCCUUGAGGUAUGUAACAAGGACAAAGCAAGGAAACAGGAAAACUGGCAGGAGAUGGUCUAUUUUGGUAUGAUUGAGCUAAAACCCUCCAUUCGUAUUUUCCCCUUCCAUUGUUGUUCAGGAACCAGCAGAGGGAGCUUGAAGCUUUGUUUUUGCAUAGGUCCUAUAUAAGUGAUUAUUAUGCUUUAAAAUCUUUAAAGAGGACUUUUACAGAGUCAUCACUAACUAGUUUAAGGAGCUAUUUGUUGCCUUCGAGACCCUCAUUUCUGGAUAGUGUCAAGGCUAAAUGGGAAGCUACCUUCAUCAGAGUUUGGAUCCUUGGCUACGAGCUGCUCCGUUACGCAAAAUGCAAACUGGAAGCAUGUUGCCGAGUGUCAUCUGGUAAUUCAUCUUAACAUCUAACUAUCUUUUGCUAAAUGCACUUCAGGGCUUUUCCUUGCUGUCUUUAGGAAUUAAUGUGGGAGCUGCAAAAUGAGGAAGUGAAUAACUUUGUCCUUAAAAAUUGUUUUAAUUGUUUUACUUCUAGCUAACUUGUCGUGGGUUUCUUUGGCUGUCAUGUAUUCUGUUUUUGUCCUGUGAUAAUUUUUCCACUUCAUGCAGAGAGAAAUGCACACUGUUUACUGAUUGAAAAUGUAUUUUAAUAUGAGAAAUCGUUUUCUUAUUAAAAGUGUUGCCUAUGUUGA
Molecule: messenger RNA, 5342 nt
Organism: Dromaius novaehollandiae (emu)
Lineage: Eukaryota; Metazoa; Chordata; Aves; Casuariiformes; Dromaiidae
Gene: CHMP1B
Product: charged multivesicular body protein 1B
Exons: 8
Coding region: 143-742 (199 amino acids)
Biological process (GO): late endosome to vacuole transport; endosome transport via multivesicular body sorting pathway; protein transport
Cellular component (GO): multivesicular body; ESCRT III complex
Source: RefSeq, a predicted model, not a curated record